AGGAGAGCUGCGUUACAUCUGUGUCUGAUCCUUCGUCGUUUUGUCCUGGCACUCGACCAUCAUGUCUUACACGGCCGGCUCUUACAUGGCCAAACCCUACGCAGACAAAUCCUAUGGGGGCAGCGUGUAUACGGGAUAUCCGGAUGAGAAAUCUGCGAAAGACGUGUACGAGGAACAGCUGAAGCGCGAGAAGAGAAAGAGACGGGAAUCUAUCUGCUGUGAGCUGGUUGCGCUGAUCAUCGGCUUCUUCGGACUGAUCGGCGUCGCCUCCGUCACAGGCCUCCCGAUGUGGAAGGUCACCGCGUUCAUCGAGGAGAACAUCAUCGUGAUGGAGACGCGUUGGGAGGGAUUGUGGAUGAACUGCUACCGGCAAGCCAACAUCCGUAUGCAAUGCAAAGUCUACGAUUCUCUGCUGUUUCUCCCGGCCGACCUCCAGGCCGCCAGGGGUCUCAUGUGCUCCUCCGUCGCUUUGACCACCUUCGCCUGCAUCUUGUCGGCCGUAGGCAUGCGCUGCACCCGUCUGGUAGACUCCCGUCCUAGAACCAAGCACAUUGUUUUGGUGAGCGGAGGGUGUUUGUUUUUGGCUGGCUGCUUGACCACCAUCAUUCCUGUGUCGUGGACGGCUCAUGUGAUCAUCCAGGACUUCUACAACCCGUUGUUAAUCGACGCCCAACGUAGAGAGCUCGGAGAGGCCUUGUACAUCGGAUGGGUCACUUCAGCUAUGCUCUUUAGCGCUGGGGUGAUUCUGCUUUGUCGACAUGCACCACGGACCCAGGACAAAGAAGACUUGGCUGCUGUUCUGUAUCGGGCCGGAUCGGCCCCGUAUAACUACUCCUACAGGCCUGGAUAUGGAUAUCAGCCUGCGAAUAACUAUCAGCCAGCCUAUUCUCCUGUCCAGUCAGUUUAUAACCCUCCAAGAUACUGAGGCACACAGUGAGUGCUGUGCUUUACCACUUCUAUAGAGACUCCAAUAAAAAAGUUGAGUUGGGA
Messenger RNA from Sinocyclocheilus rhinocerous, 990 nucleotides. RefSeq names its product claudin-8-like. The transcript has a single exon. Gene Ontology annotation, molecular function: structural molecule activity. Gene Ontology annotation, cellular component: bicellular tight junction; membrane. The record is from RefSeq and is a predicted model, not a curated record. NCBI's taxonomy places the organism in Eukaryota, Metazoa, Chordata, Actinopteri, Cypriniformes, Cyprinidae. Bases 62 to 925 code for a protein of 287 amino acids.